AAUUAACAUAGUUCAACAAAGAAGUGCUGUACAAUAAUUAUUUUUAAUAUUAUUAAAACAAAAUUAACAGCUAUCUGGACAAAAAAAUUUGAAUAUGCCGAACGAAAAUCUCCAGAAAUGUGCGCUGAAAAUCGCUCCUUCCAAGUUGACUUUUCAUAAAAAAGAAGGUUUAAACAAGAGUAAAUUUAUUAUUCAUAAUUCCUCAACAGAAACCAUUAUUUACAAGAUCAAGUCGAGUAAUCCAGAUGCAUUCCAAUUGCAUCCCACUAAAGGCAUUGUGAAAGGAAAAGAAAACGUGGAAAUAUUUGUUACGUUAAAUUUGGAUAAAAAUUGCGAUGAAAAUGAAAAGUUUCAAAUAUUACUUUCUAAAACAAACAAGAAACGAAUCAAAGAUGUUAACAGAGAAUUCAAAAAUGGAACCAUCGUUUCACAGCAAUAUCUUGAAUGCAUGGUGUUGAAUGAAAAUAAUUUAAGCCGUACAUCAGAAACAUCCCUUUUACGAAAGUUAUCGUGUCUUAAGAAAAACGUUAGAAUUAUGUUUUUUCUUCAGAAUAUCACUUUGUUUUUUAUUGUGCUGAUAUUUUUGAUGGCAUCUUGUAACGAAGAAGCAUUCCAAUUUGGUUAAAAUUAAAUAUUUUGAAUAAAUUGAUUACUAGGUUUGAAGACUAUAAUAAAAUAAAUUUAUACGAUAUUUGUUUAAUCGGUUUU
Centruroides sculpturatus (bark scorpion) is the source of this 708-nucleotide messenger RNA. RefSeq lists its product as uncharacterized. Bases 95 to 625 code for a protein of 176 amino acids. The record is from RefSeq and is a predicted model, not a curated record. The transcript has 6 exons. Lineage: Eukaryota; Metazoa; Arthropoda; Arachnida; Scorpiones; Buthidae.